Messenger RNA from Tarenaya hassleriana, 2381 nucleotides. RefSeq names its product protein INVOLVED IN DE NOVO 2-like. The coding region runs from base 188 to 2125 and encodes 645 amino acids. The transcript is spliced from 8 exons. NCBI's taxonomy places the organism in Eukaryota, Viridiplantae, Streptophyta, Magnoliopsida, Brassicales, Cleomaceae. The record is from RefSeq and is a predicted model, not a curated record. Gene Ontology annotation, biological process: gene silencing by siRNA-directed DNA methylation.
UGUCACACUAUUUCCAAGAACCCAGCCAAUUUUUUGAAGAAAAAAAAAUCACAAAACAUAAAAUCAGAAUCGUCGGAAAUCAGUGAACCCUCGUGGGGCGAAAUAUUUCCGCUUGUAAUCCCCAGAAUCUGCUAAAAGUUCGAGUUUUCUCUGUCUUUCUCUCAUUUCUCAGUGUAUAUAAGGAAGCAUGACGGUGGGGAGCAUGGUGGAAGUGGAUGUGAGCUCAGAUGAGGAAUCAGACAUUAGCGAAUCUGAAAUUGAAGAAUACGAAACAAAAAUCUACGAAAAACUCAAGGGCGGAAAGCCUGUGGUGAAAGUCUCACCUCAGGAUUUCGUCUGUCCUUACUGUCCAAAAAAGAAGAAGUCGAGUUAUCAGUACAAGGAUCUCCUUCAGCAUGCUUCUGGAGUCGGUAAUAGCAACUCCGAGAAAAGAAGUGUCAAGGAGAAGGCGAGCCAUCUUGCUCUUGCAAAAUACCUCGGGAAGGAUCUUGCAGAUUCCACAACCCCAUCUACGGCCGUGAAAAGCUCCGAUCCUCUUCAGGGAUGUGACCAUUACGAGAAACUCGUCAGUCCUUGGAAAGGCAUUGUGGUUAAUAUCCCGAUUACAAAGACAGAAGAUGGUCGGUCUACUGGGGAAAGUGGAUCGAAACUGAGGGAUGAAUAUAUUCAAAGAGGAUACAAUCCAGUUAGGGUUCGUCCUUUAUGGAACUACAUGGGCCAUUCAGGAACCGCAAUCGUUGAAUUUAACAAAGAGUGGACUGGACUUCACAAUGCUUUGUUGUUUGAAAAGGAAUAUCAAGCAGAUGGUCAUGGGAAAAAGGAUUGGUUGAAAAACGGUCCAAAAUCUGGCCUAUAUGCAUGGCUUGCCCGUGCUGAUGAUUAUAAUGCGAAAAACAUUAUCGGAGAACACUUACGAAAGAUUGGUGACCUCAAAACUAUCUCCGGUCUAAUGGAAGAAGAGGCCAGGAAACAGCAAAUGCUUGUACAGAAUCUGACACAAAUGGUUGAGGAUAAAAACAGACACAUGAAGGAGAUAAAGGAAAAAUGUUCGAGUGCUUCUCUAGAGCUUAAGGAAGUGAUAGAAAAGAAGGAAAAACUUCUUCAAGGUUACAAUGAAGAGCUGAAGAAAACGCAACAAAUACAAAUGGAUCAUUUCUAUAGGAUCUUUGGUGAUCAUGAAAAACAAAAGAUUCUGCUGGAGACUCUGAGGCAAGAGCUUGAAUGGAGAGGAUUGGAGUUGGAACAACGUGAGGCGCACAAUGAAAUAGAGAGAAAAAAGUUGGCAGAAGAGCUCGAAGAGAAUGCCAUUAAAAAUAGUUCUCUUCAACUAGCUGCCAUGGAACAACAGAAGGCCGACGAGGAAGUGAGAAAAUUGGCUGAAGAGCAACAGAGCCUAAAGAAGAAGCUUCAUGAGAAAACAAUUGAACUAGAAAGACAACUAGACCAGAAACAGGCACUUGAGCUGGAGAUUGAACAACUCAAUGGACAGUUGAAGGUUAUGAAGCACAUGGGAUCCGACGAUGACGUUGAAGUUGUGAAGAAGGUUGAGACAAUGGUGAGCGAUCUAAGUGAGAAGGAAAGAGAACUUGCAGACUUGGACAAAUUUCACCAAUCUCUGAUUGUAAGAGAGAGGAAGAUCAAUGAUGAGCUUCAAGAUGCUCGCAAGGAAUUGAUAAGUAUUCUAAAAGACAUGAAUUCAUAUAUCGGCAUUAAAAGAAUGGGGGAGCUCGACAACCAACCGUUCCUGGAAGCAAUGAAAAGAAAAUAUAAUGAAGAAGAAGUAGAAUACAAAACAGUUGAAGUUUAUCAGCUCUGGGAGGAAUAUCUUAAAGACCCAGAUUGGCAUCCUUUCAAGCGGAUUAAGGUGGAUAACGGGGACAGAGAAAUGGAAGUGAUAAAUGAUGACGAUGAGAGGCUGAAAGAUCUGAAGAAAGAACUGGGCGAAGGCCCGUACAAGGCGGUUACAUCGGCUCUGUUGGAGAUAAACGAGUAUAACCCGAGCGGAAGAUACAUAACCUCGGAGCUGUGGAACUUGAGAGAAGGCAGGAAGGCUCUUUUGCAAGAGGCUGUCACUUGUCUUCUUGAACUGUACGAUAAGGCAAAACGCAAGCGAGGGAUGGCUUGAGUUCUUAAAGGUUAUCAUAUCUUAUCGCCUUAUCCGGCCAUUACACUAAUAAUCGUGGAAAACGCUAGUUCCUUCCACGUUUUGCCCCGUCUAAGAUCGGUUUUUCACCGUUGUGGGAGACUGGAAAAUGCAGAAGCUGGUCUUAGUAACAACAACUACUGUUGUCUAAAACUAGCAAGAAGUUAUUUAUGUUUGAUGAACUUUGGUCUGACUUUAGUGAUUAUGAAUGGAUCGACUGUAAAUGAUUGAAGCUUUA